AAUUGAUUUCGGGGUUGGCAUUUCCUCAGCGUCAGUCGACAUAAGAAUUUUCUCCAUCCUCUUCCGCAUCCUUAUCUAAAUAAUUGAUUAGUCAACUGUCAUCCUCCUCUUAUGUUCGUCUUUCUUGCACACAGACAAAGCCAUCACCAGGAUCAUUUCCCAAAUUAAAUAAAUAAUAUCUCAAAUCACUACCACUCACCUUGCCUUUCACAUAUUUCGACCAUCUGACAGAAGCAAAACUCUACUCAUCAGCAACUUCUAGAUUGCUCAAAUCUAACAUAAAGUAAGAGGUGCUUCAUGUAUGUCGGUUAAUCAUUAGUAAUAGAGCCAGAAAACAUUUUUAAAAAAUGGCCGUUGCCGCUACAGUGUCUAGCCGUGAAGAAGAGAAGACUCUCCAAGAGCUGACUAUCCCAAUUUUACUUGCAGAUCGAGUGAUCAAUUCGGCCCAAGAAGCAGAAUCGUUCAAACAGGAUUGCUCCGACCUUGCUAAACAAGUGGAACGCCUAUCCCAGUUGCUACGAUCCACCGUCCGCCUCGUCUCCACCACUCCUUCCAUCUACGACCGCCCUCUCCGCCUCAUCGCUUCCGACAUCUCCAAGAACCUCGAUCGUGCCCUCACCCUUGUUCGUAAGUGCAAGCACAGCGGCGUUCUCCGCCAUGUCUUCUCCAUCAUCUCUACUGCUGACUUUCGCAAGGUCUCCAACCUUCUGGAGUCUUCCAUCGGCGAUAUGAAAUGGCUUCUGUCGAUUUUCGAGUCCGAUGGAGGUACUUAUCUGUCCCUCCCUCCAAUUGCUUGUAACGAUCCUAUUCUAGCUUGGGUCUGGUCUCAUAUAUCGACUAUCCAGAUGGGCCAGCCGAAAGACCGCGUUGAUGCGGCUAACGAGCUCGCCUCUCUAGCUCGGGAUAGCGAUAGGAACAAGAAGAUGAUAGUGAAGGAAGGAGGGAUUUUGCCCUGUUUGAAGUUGCUUAAGGAAGGUCCCUCUCCUGAGGCGCAAAUUGCUGCUGCAAAUGCCCUCUUCAAUAUCGCCACUGACCAGGAGAGAGUUAGGUUGAUUGUGGUUUGUCUUGGGGUCCCUAUCAUUGUGGGUGUUUUAGGGGAUUCUCCGAUGAAGGUUCAGAUUGUGGUUGCGAAUUUAGUGGCCAGCAUGGCGGAACUUGACCCAUAUGCGCAGGAGGAGUUCAUGAGAGAGACCGUGAAUCGGCCUUUGGUAUCUCUGUUAUCCAUUGACUUGGAUUUGGACGUUGCCAAAAAUCAGUCUGCUAAAACAAGUAUUCAUUCGCUUGUGCAAAUGAAUAAAGAAUUGUCUUAUAAUAAUAUAAGAUACAACAAUGGUCAUUCUUCUGAUGGUAAUUCGCACCACAGAAAGGAAAGGGAGAUGGAAACACCUGAGGUGCGGCUUAAGCUUAAGGUUAGUUGCGCACUGGCAUUAUGGAAAUUGUCUAAAGGGAGUGUAUCCAAUAGUAGGAAGAUUACAGAGACCAAAGGCCUGCUUUGCUUGGCCAAGAUUAUUGAACAUGAAAAAGGGGAGUUGCAGUUAAAUUGCUUGAUGACGGUUUCGGAGAUUGUAGCAGUGGCAGAAUCCAAUGAUGAUCUUAGACGUGCAGCUUUUAAGACCAAUUGGCCUCCUGCCAAGGCAGUUUUGAAUCAGCUUUUAAGAGUAAUUCAGGAAGAAAGUGAUCCGAAGUUGCAGAUUCCUGCUAUUAGAUCAAUUGGGUGCUUAGCUCGAACUUUCCCUGCUAGGGAGACCAGGAUAAUUGCCCCUUUAGUUGCCCAGCUUGGUAAUAGAAAUGUGGAUGUUGCAACUGAAGUAGCUAUUUCCUUGGGGAAAUUUGUGUCUCCUGAUAAUUUCAAUUGCUCUCAACAUUCAAAAGCAAUUAUAGAGUUUGAUGGGGUUCAGCCUUUGAUGAAAUUGAUAAGGAAUGGUGAUCGAGCUCGAAUGCAUGGCCUAGUAUUACUAUGUUACCUUGCCCUGAAUUCUGGGAAUAGCAAGGCCCUUGAACAAGUGAGGGCAUUGAAUGCUCUUGAAGGAGCAGCUCGUCCUGUGAUAGCUCAACAUCCUGAGUUGAGGGAUUUGCUUGCUAAGGCUAUACACCAUCUCACUCUUUAUCAGGCCGGAGCUCAUCCUCAUAGGCAGUCGUUUGCGUCAUAAUUAAUACCACCGUUUGAGCUUCCAAACCAUGUGAACCUUCUUAUUGUUAUUGUAACAUAUCUUAUAUUAGAUUGAAAAAUAAAAGUUAUGGAACAGAGGAAAAUUUUGUUGUUCAAGAGAUGGUUGUUCCACAGACUGAAAAUUAAUUUUGGCAUUUCUCACUACUGUUAAAGGAUUGUCAAGCUUUUCAUUUUGCUA
This is a messenger RNA of Hevea brasiliensis (rubber tree), 2348 nucleotides long. RefSeq lists its product as uncharacterized. The transcript has a single exon. The record is from RefSeq and is a predicted model, not a curated record. The coding region runs from base 348 to 2150 and encodes 600 amino acids. Gene Ontology annotation, molecular function: protein binding. Lineage: Eukaryota; Viridiplantae; Streptophyta; Magnoliopsida; Malpighiales; Euphorbiaceae. Gene Ontology annotation, biological process: cell surface receptor signaling pathway.